Molecule: messenger RNA, 1317 nt
Organism: Lodderomyces pseudojiufengensis
Lineage: Eukaryota; Fungi; Ascomycota; Pichiomycetes; Serinales; Debaryomycetaceae
Product: Elongator subunit
Exons: 1
Coding region: 1-1317 (438 amino acids)
Biological process (GO): tRNA wobble uridine modification
Cellular component (GO): transcription elongation factor complex; elongator holoenzyme complex; cytoplasm
Source: RefSeq, a predicted model, not a curated record
AUGUCAUUUAGAAAAAGAGGGGAGAUUGUUGGAGGUGCAAGAGGUCCUGCACCUCAAAGAGGUCCCAUUCCAUCAAUUGCAGGUCGUCAAUCUUCAGUGCCAGGCAGAUCUCAACCAAAUGUUUCCCCUACGUCAUCAAUAUCAUCUUUCAAAAAAGCUACAAAUAAACAAGAAUCUCCACGAGAAAUAGACAUUUCUUCAUUGAUUAUGCAAAAUCCUGGAAUACGACCUUCUUUAAUUACAUCUCAACCAACUGCAUCUACUGGAAGUUCUGAUUUAGAUAAAAUUUUAUUACAUCAAGGUUUACCAUUAGGAUGUUCAUUAUUAAUAGAAGAAUCAGGAACAACUGAUUUUUCUUCAGUACUACUAAGAGCAUUUGCAUCUCAAGGUAUAAUACAAAAUCGAUUAGAAAAUAAUGUAUAUAAUUCUCAUAUAAUAGUAUUGGGGAUGUCACCUCAUUGGUCAAAUGAUCUACCUGGGUUAUAUAAAGGAUCAUCUAAAGAUCAAAAAAAAGCUAAAAUUGCAGAAAACGAAUCUAAAGUUAGUGUAUCAAAUAUUGCAAAUAGCAGUUCUGAUGGUGGAAGAGAUUCUAAAAUGAAGAUUGCAUGGAGAUAUGGCUUAAAUAAAAAAGAUGAAGAUAAAAAUGAAAUCAACAAUGGAAAUAACUAUGAAAAUUAUAAUCAUCAAUUUGAUCUUACUCAAAAAUUACAACCUGGACCAAACCCUAAUGAUAUUUCUUAUGUUCCAUUAACAAAUACUCCACAAAGUAUUAUAUCUCAAAUAAAUAAAAUAAUUCAAGAUCAAUUAAGAUCAAAUCCAUUAAAAAUUAUUAGAUUAAUUAUACCUGGAUUUUUAAAUCCUUCAAUAUAUCAUCCAUUAUUUACACAAUCAACAUUUGUUUUCCCAUUAGUUCAUUCAUUUAGAUCAUUAUUACGUCAAUAUAAUAAUAAUUUAGUACUAAUAAGUUCAAUUUCAUUAGAUUUAUAUCCAAAUACAUCAAAUUUAAUAUCAAUAUUUCAAAAUUUAUUUGAUUCAAUAAUUCAUUUACAACCAUUUAAUCAAGAAAUGAGUCAAUUGAUUGAAAAAGCUUAUAAAAAUGAACCUUCUAAAAUUCAACAAGGUUUAAUUAAUAUUAUAAAAAUCCCCGUACUUUCUGAAAAGGGAUUAAUGAUGAUUCAUAAUGGUGAAUAUGCUUUUAAAAAUGGUAAAAAGAAAUUUGAAAUUGAAGAAUGGGGAAUUCCUGUUGAAGAUGAUUCAAAUGAUAAGAAUAAUAAUACACCAGAAGGUGGUAAAACAACAAAAGAUAUCGAAUUUUAA